Messenger RNA from Hippocampus zosterae (dwarf seahorse), 2938 nucleotides. It is a transcript of the gene kif17, whose product is annotated as kinesin family member 17. NCBI's taxonomy places the organism in Eukaryota, Metazoa, Chordata, Actinopteri, Syngnathiformes, Syngnathidae. The record is from RefSeq and is a predicted model, not a curated record. Gene Ontology annotation, biological process: microtubule-based movement. Gene Ontology annotation, molecular function: microtubule motor activity; ATP binding; microtubule binding. The coding region runs from base 429 to 2693 and encodes 754 amino acids. The transcript is spliced from 14 exons.
UUUAAAUCACCACGUAACCAGAAGCUGGAUCUUCAGUAUAUAAAUAUGUAGCGGAAAAACGUUUUUUUGGUAUGUCUUGUACAGCACUUUCAUUACACCCAAGUCAUUAACCCUCAGUUAAAUACACGUGGACAUUUUUUGACCAAUAACAUGACAGAUCAGGCUGGUUUUGGUAAGAUGGCCGCCCGCGGUGCCAGGUGGCCAAGUGUUGCUAUGCAACAUCAAAACCACUGCGGAGUGAGAACGGGAACGGCAAAAUGAGACCUGCUUUCACAACGACAUACGAGAAGCGGAAAACAAAUUAUGCCUGUGCUCUGCUUUCUUAUGUUACCAGGCGAGUUAUUUUUCUCUGAACUUGAGCAGACGAAUUUUUGAAACUGCCUCACGUAAAGUUUUUAAGAUAGUUGCCAGUCGUUCUGGUGGCUGAGAUGGGGUCCGAAUCUGUGAAGGUGGUGGUCCGGUGCAGGCCCCUUAAUGACAGAGAGACAGCUCUGGGUUCCAAAAUGGUGCUGACCAUGGACCUACAGCGGUGCCAGUGUUUCAUCAAGAAGCCCAUGUCAGCUGAUGAGCCCCCCAAGCAAUUCACCUUUGAUGGGACUUACUUCACCGAUCAAACUACAGAACAGAUGUACAACGAGAGCGCCUAUCCAUUAGUAGAGGGAGUCACGGAAGGAUACAAUGGCACAAUAUUUGCUUAUGGCCAAACAGGAAGCGGCAAGUCCUUUACUAUGCAGGGGGUGACUGAGCCCCCGGCCCAGAGGGGGGUCAUCCCACGAGCCUUUGAGCACAUCUUCGAGAGCAUUCAGUGUUCAGAAAAUACCAAGUUCCUUGUAAGGGCGUCCUACUUGGAGAUUUACAAUGAAGAAAUAAGAGACCUCUUGGGCAGUGACACUAAGCAGAGAUUAGAGCUGAAAGAGCACCCGGAGCGUGGGGUGUACGCCCGGGACCUGUCCAUGCACACGGUACACAACGUGGCGGAGUGUGAGAGCAUGAUGGAGCGCGGCUGGCGGAACCGCGCCGUGGCCUACACCUUCAUGAACAAAGAUUCGUCUCGCUCACACUCAAUCUUCAGCAUCCACCUGGAGAUGUGUCGCACAGAUGCAGCAGGCCAGGACCACCUCCGAGUCGGGAAGCUCAAUCUGGUAGAUCUGGCGGGGAGUGAACGUCAGUCCAAAACGGGCGCAACGGGCGAACGUUUGCGCGAGGCCACCAAGAUCAACUUGUCUCUCUCGGCCCUGGGCAACGUCAUUUCAGCCCUGGUGGAUGGCCGCUCCAAAUAUGUCCCCUACCGCGACUCCAAACUCACCCGGCUGCUGCAGGACUCGCUGGGGGGCAAAACUCGAACCCUGAUGGUGGCCUGCCUCUCCCCGGCCGACAGCAACUACGAGGAGAGCCUGUGCACGCUGCGUUACGCCAACCGCGCCAAAAGCAUCCAGAACCGGCCGUGCAUAAACGAAGACCCCAAGGAUGCGCUGCUGCGGGAGUACCAGGAGGAGAUCAAGAAGCUGCGGGCCCUCAUCUCAGGCCAGCUGGGCUCUGUUGCUCCCGUUCCAUCUGUGAUGCCCAAGCAUCAAGCAGAGGUUUGCCCCAACUCCACCGACAGGGAAAAGGACAAGAUUAAAAAGGACUACGAGGAGAGGCUGGCCAAGCUGCAGGCCGACUUCAGCGCUGAGCGGGAGUCCAAGGCCAAGCUGCAGCAGGACAUUACUACUCUGCGCGCCUCCUAUGACAGCAAACUGUCUGGCCUGGAGAAGAUCAAAACCAGCAGGGAGAGGUCUACCCCAAAGAAUGCGAGCUCCAGCAGUGUCACAACAGAGGAAACGUUCCCGAGCAACGCAAAUGAGCUGAGCCAGUCCAUUGUGCCACAUGCUGCUGAUCGGAUCCCAAAAAGUCCAGAUGGAGUCCCAGAAGAGUCGCCUGGUGUCGGUACAGCAGGGGAUGUGGAGCAAAAAGAAGCCUUGGAGAGGCUUCAGAGGCUGGAGCAGGAGGUGGUCGGCGGUGAGCAAGCCCGCAACAAAGAAUUCCAGCAGAGGCAGCGGCAGAGGAGGAAGGUGGCCGAUCAGAGGAAAGCUCAGCUCGUUCAAGCUUUGUCGGACAACAGCGAGGAGAGCGACAACGUGCUGUUCAGUGUCUACGACUCCAUUCAGGAGGAGGUCCACGCCAAAGGCCAGAUGCUGUCUAAGGUCCAGGGAAAGCUGAAAGCAGCCAAAUUAGAGAUUCGUGACCUGCAGGCAGAGUUUGAAGAGGAGCGGAAUGAUUAUCUCGUGACCAUUCGUCGCCUGGAACGCGAGGGCCAGCUGCUUCACGGUCUGCUUGAGCGCAUGGCGCCACUCGUUCGCCGGGACUGCAACUACAGCAGCCUGGAGCGCCUGAAGAGAGAGGCCGCAUGGGACGAGGAGAGCACUGCCUGGAGGAUUCCCGACGUGACGAUCCAGAGAACCACGCUGCCCUCGGGUGGGACUUUCCAUCUCUCCCCGCCCAGAGGCCUGGCAGCCGAUGCCAAAGACAUCGUGCAGGUUGAGGAGGACCGUUACAAAGAGCUGCUGGACCGAAGCGACAGUGAAAACAUUGCCAACGCUUACUUCAGAUGCAAGAGGGCCAACCAGUUGCGUGGGGGUGAAACAGCCAUGGGUCACGGUGAGGUUUUUUUUUUUUUUUUAGGACACUGUCGUACUUUUGAUAGGACACGGUAAUGUCCCGCUAAUACGAGAGUUGCUAGCCAUGAGUAGUGAAAAGCUUUGACCAAUUAGCAAAUCCAUAACUCAUUCAAUCCCAGCCAUUUUCACUGGAGCAACCCCCCUCAAUCCCAGUGUUUUACUGGAUUUUGAUGAUCUUGCGAGGCCCACAGAAUAUUUGGUUCUAAUGCUAUAUAAACAUGGAGCCUACCAAAAUAAGGUUUGGACUCUCUUCUUUCAGAAGAAAAACUUUUAGUUUCUUU